GUUGGUUGCUAGGAUUAGUGAGUUGCUAUGAUGGGGAGGCUUUGGGCUGACUUGGGCGGCUUCCUUGCUGCACAGCUGACUCACCUGCUCUGGACCUGCUCUGGCCUGUCUGGCUGCCAGCGUUCCCAGCCCAGCAGACCUUGGCCUAUAUCCUGUGGUCACUCCUCCAGGAGCCCUGGAGCCCAGGGGCUCAGGCUGGGAGAGAAGAAGAAAAGCAGCCUCAGGCCGGUUAUGGGCUGUGCUGACACCUGGGCAGACCCGGGGCCGGUCACAGGGCCUUCCCAGCGCACAGGACACAACCACACUUCACUGACACCUCAAAAGAGCUCCUUCGUAAGACUGUAGUCGGUGUCUACGUCACAGAUGAGGAAAUCGAACUUUGGUCAGGGUAACGUGCGCAAGGCCACCAGCGAGAAAGCCGCAGGGCCAGGACUCAAACGACCCUCUUUGAGGCUAUGUUACCGUACCGGGAGCAGAUGAGACCCAGUCUCUGCCUCUGGACCCUUCCAAGGGCCCUUUCCCAGGGCUGGGAAUGGCCCCUCACUGAUUCUGCUGUGUGCCAGGAGCACACCUAAAUUAGCUCAUUUCAUCCUCAUAGCAGUCUGGAGAGACAGAGGUUGUUCGCUUCAUUUUACAGGUAAGGAUCCGAAGAGGAUUGGAAAAGAAAAUGGAUUGCCCAAGGCUGUACGGGUGGGAAAGGGUAGAUAGAGCCUGUGCGUAGAUGACCUGGGGUUUGUGUUCUGUGUGUGCUCCCCGGGCCUGACACUUCUGAUCGCCACUGGUGCAGGGUGGACACUCUUGCCAGCCAUGGCCAUGUGCCCGCCUGGCCUGGGGCCUGAGAGCCCAGCUCACAGCUCUGCUAGGGGUCUGAACUUCCUAUUUAAAUUCUCUGUUGGCAUGUCAGAAGGGUACUGGGUGAAAGGAGACGCAGUGUCCUGGUCCUCCAGUUCCACCACAGACUGGGUACAGGACCCCAGGCAAGUCCUAUUUCCCUCUGGCUUCUGUCCUGUCAUCAUCAACCGGGGUUGUUUCUGCUGAGCCUCAGCCUAGGACCACUGGGAGGAUCAAAGAUAAUCUUGAGAGAUGAUAUUAGAUAUAGCAUGACCAAAUGACACUGGUGGGGGAUAAAGGAAGAGGAGGGAAGAGAGCUGACCAUGCCCUGUUGGGGACAUACACCCUCAACUCCUUUCUUUACCUAGCACUUCAUACACACACUUCAAUAAUGAGUUUGGAAUUCUCCUCCUCCAGGAAGCCUUCCCUGACCUACCCACCUACGGCUGGGUCAGAGGCCUCCUUCUCUCAUAGGCCUGGCCACACUGUGUGGUCAUUGUUUCUCCCACUAGACUCCCAGGACCAGGACCAGGCAUCCUACAGAGUGUCUGCCCCGAGUGGGGGUCUGGGGAAUGGGGGACAGACGGGCCAGGCCUCCAUCCCUGCGAGCCUUCCCUUCCACACUCUGGCUCUCCUUGCUGGUUCCCACUUUCUCCUUCCCUUCCUGAAAUGGAGAAGGAACCCGGAUGCCCUCUUUGCCCAAGCCGAGCCCUGCCUGUGGGCCCCGGUGUUGCCAUGAGCAUCUAACAGUUAAGAGGCCUUUGGGAGCCUCGCUCUACCAGGCUCGGUGCCGCGCGCUGGGAUAAAGCAAGGAAUCAGAAACGGUUCCUCAACAAAUGACUCUAAGUCCCCAUCAAAAGGAAUCCAUAUUAACCACCAUAAGGGGCCUUUAGAUCUGCGGGGCUCAGCGAAGGAUGCCCCGCAAGGCGGCGGAGAAACCGUGCAGAGCGGAAGGAGACAGGCAGGGGGCGCCACGUGGGCGUAGCGCGCGCGCACUUCUCCGGGAAUCACAGGUCACAAGGCGGGGUUGCCGCGGCAGCGGUGGCCGCCAGCGUCCGCGGGAGGGGUCCCGCGGUGGGAGUCCCGGCCAGCACCUCGCCUGGGGGCGCCCGAGCCAUGGGCACCAAGUGGUUCAGCGGGGCACCCUUCGGGGUGCAGAGCCACAGGUUUGAGGUCUCCGCCAUCUACCCCAAUCAGAAGAAACUCAGCACCUUCACUGAGGCCCCCUACUCCAGGCUUCAUUCUGUGCAGAUGUCCCACAUAGGACCUGGAACCUAUGGCUACCAGGAGACCUGCUUCAGCAAGAAGAAACUCAGCAAGGAGGUGGGCACAGGCUGGGCCAGGACCCAGGAAGCCACCCGGCUGACCCAGCUGCCCCACUUCCAGUACGAGGCCAUCAUGAAAGAGAAGCGGUUGCAGAAGGAGAAGCUGGGGCCCGGCUCCUACAACCUCAAAGACUUCUUAGAACAGCUGCAGCAGAAACCGUGCAGCACCCGGGGGCUGCUCAGCUCGGGGGAGACCCGCUUCCGUGGCCUCGUUGGGAACUACUGUCCAGGCCCUGGAAAUUAUGGGGUGAAGGGUAACCCAUACACAAAGCUGGAGGAGAAAGCCCAGAACCGUUCUCCGGUCCUCAUGUGCAGGAUGACCAGCAGGCCACUCCUCUUGGCUCCUCAGGGGAGUGGUCUGGCACCAGGCACCUACUCCUUCACAAGUGGCAUUGAGACCUGCCUGGCACGAUCCAUGGGCACCCGCGGCCCCUACGACACUUUCUCCGGUGACCGAAGCAAGCCCCAGCCUUAUGGACAUUACUCUGUGCAGAAAAAAAAGCCCAGGGAACUGAUGAAUUUUACGACCUUCGUGGAAGAGCUUAACUCGCGGCACAAUAAGAAGCGUGGGGUUUUUUCGAAAAUUCCUCGCAACCCGGAAACCCCGACGGAGAGGAUUUACUGGGCGACCCUUAGCCAGUGCCCCCGAAAACUAGCCACGUCUGGUCCCGGUUCGUGGCUUCCUCCAAAGAAGGAAUGCAAACACGUCAACCAGCCACCGUUCCUGCUGUCUUCCAAGCGGAUGGGCAUAAAGGCCUACCAGAUGAUUCUGGGAAGCUGGAACCCCGUAGGUGUGGGCCGCUACCUCAACACCUGGCUGAUGGAGAGGAAGGACCAACGGCAGCGGUAUCGGUCCCUGUACCUGGGUGGAUCCAAGCGCUACCCCUCUGACCCGGCCUGGGACAGGGUCAUGCAGGAAAGGAUCACACCUUUUACUAAAGGGAAGUGCCCUCCAACAGUGGAUUACAAUUCAGAUCCUACUCCUUAAAGCUGCAUAUGAAGGACAUCCUGUGAUGACCAGAGGGCCCCAAAAGCCUGAAGACAAAUUUGGGGAUGGGAGGAUAGGAGUGGGAAUCUGGGUUGGGGGGGGCGGGUCUUGGAGAAAGGACACAUGGGAAUGCCUGGAGGGGAAGGAUAUAAUGGGAAUGCUUUUGCUGGAGACAUCUACCUGGAGGUCACAUGGUCUGCUGGGACAGCUGGGGCCAGAUACUUUUUGCUAUGAAAGAUCAGUUAUGCUGAGAAUUCAAACUAGCCAGUGACAUGAACAUGGGAGCCAGACAGCAGAUGGACUAAUGGGGGGGAAUGUGGUUGACACUCUUGGAACCUCUUCUAAAGUCAAAUUGCUUGACUCCCUGAUUAUUAAAAUCCAAAAAGAGGUGGAAAAGUGUAGUAUAUGUCAUAAGACAGCUCUAGGCCCCCUUCUGGUGCUCUCCAUCUCCAUCCCAGGAUGCUUCUGGAAGCUCAGCAGGGCCUAAUGCUACGUAUGAGGAGGCUGCUGGCCUCCAGGCAAGGUGCAGCCAUUGGGAACAAUCGAUUUCACCCUUAGAGUUCAGCCUUGUGAGCACACCAGUCUAGCCUAUAGAUGGAUCUGUGGGGCUGUUCACAAUGUCAUCUUCUUCCCUCACUGUUUUGUGUCAGUGAGAGAUUGUGUAGGAUGGCAGGAGCGUGUUGUCCCUAGAAAAAAAGGAGGCUGGGACACCACUGCCUCAGCCACAAAACUCCACUCUUCAGAGUGUGAGUAUAUUAUAAAAAGCAGUUACUUUCUCAUUUAAGUCAAAAUGACUGGUUUAGAAGAAGUAAAACUGUCUUUAUGCACAGACAUGUUGCCUAUGUGAAAAAAAAAUACUAUGAGUAUUUUGAUGAGCCAAAAUACAUGUGGACGAGAUCUAAUAAGUCAGCUUUGCAAGUUUUCAGGAAAUAAAAUCAACAUAUCAAAACCAAAUAUUUCUCUUUUAAAUUUUUUUAAAUGUUUUUAUUUAUUUUUGAAGGAGAGAGAGAGACAGAGCAUGAAGAGGGGGAGGAGCAGAGAGAGAGAGGGAGACACAGAAUUUGAAGCAGGCUCCAGGCUCUAAGCUGUCAGCACAGAGCCCGACGCAGGGCUCGAACCCACAAACUGUGAGAUCAUGACCUGAGCUGAAGCAAGAUGCUCAACCGACUGAGCCACCCAGGUGCCCCAAAAGCAAAUAUUUCUAUAUAUUAGUUGUUACCAACAAUUGAAAAGCUAAAAUGCCAUUUAUAAUAGUCUCAAAACUAUGAAAUAUUUAGGUAUAAAUUUGACAAAAAACAUACAUAUGUUUACACUGAAAACUAUAAAAUACUGCCAAGAGAAAUUAAAGAAGACUUAAAUAAAGGAGAGCUAUACCAUGUUCAUGGAUCAAAAGACUCAAUAUUGCUAAGAUAUCAGUUCCUCCCAAGUUGAUCUGUAGAUUCAAUGCAAUAUCAGUCAAAAUCUCGGUAAUUGUUUUUAAAUUGACAAACUGAUCCUAAAACAUAUGGAAAUACAAAAGACGUAAAAUAGCCAAAACAACUUGGAAAAAGAGGAACAAAUCUGGGGGAAUAACAUUACCUUAUUCCAUAGUGUGAAAUUGGUGUCAAGAUAGACAGAUGAAAGGAACAGAACAGAGAAUGUAGAAACAGCCCCACACACCAAUGGACAACUGACUUUCAACAAAGGUGCAAAGACAACUCAGUGGAAAAAGAAUGAUCUCAACAGGUGGUGCUGGAAACUGUUGAAUAUCAAUAUGCAAAAAAUAAACUGUGAUCAAUGACUCAAAUCAUAUACAAAAAUUAACUCAAAACAAAUCAAAACCCUAAAUGUGAAACCUUGACUAAUGAAACUUCUCGAAGAAAGCAUAGGAAGAAAAUCUCUGGACUUUGGGUUAGGCAGAAAUUUCUUAGAUGCAAAUUUAACUGUUAUUCUAUAGAGGAUACUUUGGUAUGGUAUGAAUAAAUUGUUAAAUUGUGAAAUUGGACUUAAUUAAAAUUAAAAAAAUUUUGUUUUUUUCAAAGACACUAUUAAGAUAAUGGAA
Molecule: messenger RNA, 5185 nt
Organism: Acinonyx jubatus (cheetah)
Lineage: Eukaryota; Metazoa; Chordata; Mammalia; Carnivora; Felidae
Gene: CIMAP2
Product: lymphocyte expansion molecule
Exons: 11
Coding region: 1948-3144 (398 amino acids)
Source: RefSeq, a predicted model, not a curated record